Messenger RNA from Symbiodinium necroappetens, 330 nucleotides. NCBI's taxonomy places the organism in Eukaryota, Dinophyceae, Suessiales, Symbiodiniaceae. The record is from the annotation of a GenBank genome assembly.
AUGAAAAAGACCACUCCCACCUUCUCAGGUAUGAAAUUCAUGCGCGUGCCGGCAUGUUCGAAUGGCGAUGAGCAUUGGUGCUUUCAGUCCGAGGGGAAGGAGGAAAGAAGCUGCAUGCAGCACUGCCGUGCCGCGCUCGGGCAACCGGUCGCUCCUCAGAUUGCUCUCCUCUCAAGUGAACUUUGGUCGCCAACAUCUAUGCCAUCUGCCCCAGGAUGUGGGCGGUCCUCGGCUGCAGAAACUGCCUGUCACUCUGGAUCUGUUCCUCUUUGCUUGCGUGAAGCACAGACUGGAGGCUGGUCACUCUCUUUUUAUUGUUUGAGCUCGUAG